Molecule: messenger RNA, 765 nt
Organism: Sinocyclocheilus anshuiensis
Lineage: Eukaryota; Metazoa; Chordata; Actinopteri; Cypriniformes; Cyprinidae
Exons: 3
Coding region: 31-765 (244 amino acids)
Source: RefSeq, a predicted model, not a curated record
UUUUGUGUUGAUAUUGUCGAAGUAUCCGUGAUGGAGGGAGAUCCAGUCACUCUAAACACUGAUGUUGAAACAAACCAACAAGAAGAUAUUAAAUGGUAUUUUAAUGACAUUCGAAUAGCUGAAAUCAGUGGAGAUCUUAGUGAUAUAUGUACAGAUGUUCAGUGUAAUGAAGGUACUGAGAGAUUCAGAGAUAGACUGAAGCUGGAUCAUCAGACUGGAUCUCUGACCAUCAUGAACACCAGAACCACAGACUCUGGACAUUAUGAACUAAAGAUCAUCAGCAGCUUCAGCAUCAGUGAAAAGACCUUCAAUGUUACUGUUUAUGGUGUUUUUGCUUCUGAACAAGAUGAAAAGUCAGUGAAGGAGGGAGAAUCUGUCACUUUAGAUCCUGGUCUAGAAAGACAACCAAAUGAGGUGAUGAGAUGGUAUUAUAAAGAUAUUCUCAUUGCUGAAAUCACUGGAUAUAUGAGUAAGAUCUGUACAGAUGAUCAGUGCAAAGAGAGAUUCAGAGACAGACUGAAGCUGGAUCAUCAGACUGGAUCUCUGAUCAUCACAAACACCAGAACCACAGACUCUGGAGUUUAUACACUACAGAUCAGCAGAAGCCUUCAUCGCAGCAACAGUGCUUUCAGUGUGAAGAGCUUUGGUGUUAACAUUGCUGUUAGUGAGUAUAAUGUAGUUCCUUUGUGCAAUCUGAAAACACACACACGUCCAUUGAUGCCCAAACUUCAGCUUCCUCGCAGGCAGCAUGACAUUUUCUCCUAG